Molecule: messenger RNA, 6414 nt
Organism: Nasonia vitripennis (jewel wasp)
Lineage: Eukaryota; Metazoa; Arthropoda; Insecta; Hymenoptera; Pteromalidae
Gene: kkv
Product: chitin synthase chs-2
Exons: 20
Coding region: 283-5166 (1627 amino acids)
Cellular component (GO): cell septum; cell periphery
Molecular function (GO): chitin synthase activity
Source: RefSeq, a predicted model, not a curated record
UCGGCUUUCACCUGGCCGAUCGGCGCGAGCGUGCGCGUCCGUGCCUCAUAUACACUGUAUACAUCGUUAUACACUCUGUGCUACUCUUCUCGCUUAUCCUUCUUCCUUUAGCAUCGUUGCUGGUAUCGUCCUGAAAGAUACGAGAGAGGACGGAAGGACCACCAUGAGAUCGGUUCGCUGACGGCGUCUGCUGCGCCUGCGAGAAAGAGAGAGAGAGAGAGAGUACGAAAUACAGGAUCGACGAGCGCCGGAGACCAGCUGCGGUGAAGAGAAACAGCGAGAAUGUCGAAGAAUCAUUUACAUCAGCAAAAUGGCUCGGUGCCCGGGGGCGGCGGUGGCCCCGAUGACUUUUCGGACGACGACGACAGCACACCUCUCACCCAGGACUACAUGGGCAGUCAAAGAACCGUGGUGGAGACAAAAGGAUGGGACGUGUUCCGGGACCCACCGCCGAAGAUCGACUCUGGCUCGAUGGCGAAUCAGAGAUGCCUCGAGAUCAGCGUCCAGAUAACAAAAGCCGUGGUCUAUCUUCUAGUCUUCGUAAUAGUCCUGGGCAGCGGUAUCGUCGCCAAGGGGACCAUCCUCUUCAUGACCUCGCAGCUCAAGGCCGGCCGCACCGUCUUCUACUGCAACCGGCAGUUGGGUCGUGACAGACAGUUCGUGGUGACGUUACCGGAGGAGGAGCGGAUAGCCUGGUUCUGGUGCAUCGUGAUAACGUUCGCCGUGCCGGAGAUCGGCACGCUCUUCCGCAGCAUACGUAUGUGCGUCUUCAAGUCGUGGAAAAAGCCCCUGUCCUCGCACUUCAUGCUCGUCUUUGUCAUGGAGACGUUCCACGUUGUGGGUCUGGCGAUGAUGUUCAUAGCGGUGCUGCCUGAUCUCGAUGUUAUCAAGGGAGCCAUGAUCACCAAUUGCGUAUGCUUCGUUCCUGGAUUGUUAGGUAUGAUGUCGAGAAACAAGAACAAGGACGAGUCACGUCGUUUUGUGCUAGUCCUGGUGGAUCUGGCAGCCCUGGCAGCUCAGGCGACAGGUUUCGUCGUGUGGCCUUUACUCGACAGAAAGAACCCGUCUCUCUGGCUCAUACCACCCGCGCUUAUACUCGUUUCCUGCAGAUGGUGGGAGAACUACGUGUCGAUCCAGAGUCCAAUUGGUAUCAUAAAGUCUCUCAGCCGCGUGAAAAGAGACCUGAUCCAGACGCGCUACUUCACCUACAUCUUCAUCUCGGUCUGGAAGAUCAUCGCGUUCGUGAUAAGUAGCCUGGUGAUCAUACACAUGAAGGGUGAAAACGUUGGCCAUUUCUUUACCAUGCUGGGCACUGCAUUCAGCGAGCACAAGAUCACUGUUCAGACCGUUAAAACCGACGGCGGCGGAGCCAUACCUGAUCUGCUCGAGAUCCUGCCGAACGGCGAGACCGAGAUCGUCGAUGCCGAUUUCCACACGCCCAUAUAUUUAAUGCUGCUGUGCAUCUUCUGCGCUUACUUCAUGUACAUCUUCGGUAAAUUCGCUUGCAAGAUCCUGAUACAGGGCUUCAGCUACGCCUUCCCGGUAAACCUAACUAUCCCCGUAUCGGUGUCUCUGCUGAUCGCGGCCUGCGGUCUACGCAACGGAGACCCCUGUUUCUUCCACGGCACGAUUCCCGACUAUCUGUUCUUCGAGUCGCCUCCGCCUUACUUCCUCAAUGACUUCGUGUCCAAACAAUAUGCUUGGGUAUGGCUGUUGUGGCUCCUGUCCCAAACCUGGUUCACCAUUCACAUAUGGACCCCUAAGUGCGAGAGGUUGGCUGCCACCGAGAAGCUCUUCGUCGUACCCAUGUAUGAUGCUCUGCUUGUGGACCAGUCAAUGGGACUCAACAGAAAGAGGGACGAUCAGCCGGAAGUAAAAGUUGAGGACCUAGCGGAGAUCGAGAAAGAGAAAGGUGACGGCGAUUACGAGACGAUCUAUGAACAGACGGACGGCACGAGUACGCCACCCUCGGCGAUUAAAAGCAGCGAUCACGUGACGCGCAUCUAUGCAUGCGCGACCAUGUGGCACGAGAACAAGGAGGAGAUGAUCGAGUUCUUGAAGAGUAUCCUCAGGCUCGACGAGGACCAGUGCGCCAGGAGAGUCGCCCAGAAGUACCUCAAAGUCGUCGAUCCCGAUUACUACGAGUUCGAAACUCACAUAUUCUUCGACGACGCGUUCGAAUUGUCGGAUCACGACGAGAACGAGUCACAGGUGAAUCGUUUCGUGAAGCUGCUGGUCAACACUCUGGACGAGGCUGCCUCGGACGUGCACCAGACCCGGAUGUACGUGAGGCCACCGAAAAAGUACCCGACACCCUAUGGUGGUAGACUCGCCUGGACACUGCCCGGAAAGACCAAGAUGAUCGCGCAUCUGAAGGACAAGAGUAAGAUUCGUCACAGGAAAAGAUGGAGCCAGGUGAUGUACAUGUACUACCUUCUCGGUCACCGUCUUAUGGAGUUGCCGAUCAGCGUCGAUCGUAAGGAAGUGAUAGCUGAGAACACCUUCCUCCUGACCCUCGACGGUGACAUCGACUUCCAACCGUUAGCCGUGAAGCUUCUGGUCGAUCUCAUGAAGAAGAACAAGAAUCUUGGUGCAGCUUGUGGUCGUAUCCAUCCGGUUGGCUCAGGUCCUAUGGUCUGGUACCAGAUGUUCGAGUACGCCAUUGGUCAUUGGCUGCAAAAGGCUACCGAGCACAUGAUCGGUUGUGUACUUUGUAGUCCUGGCUGCUUCUCCCUGUUCAGAGGCAAAGCUCUCAUGGACGACAACGUCAUGAAGAAGUACACCACGAGGUCCGACGAAGCUAGACAUUACGUGCAGUACGAUCAGGGCGAGGAUAGAUGGCUUUGCACGCUUUUGCUUCAGAGAGGCUAUCGGGUCGAGUAUUCAGCUGCUAGUGAUGCUUAUACUCACGCGCCCGAAGGUUUCAACGAAUUCUACAACCAACGUCGUCGAUGGGUGCCUUCUACAAUCGCCAACAUUAUGGACCUGCUGAUGGACGCGAAGCGAACUAUCAAGAUCAACGACAACAUUUCCAUGCCCUACAUCUCUUACCAAAUACUCCUCAUGGGUGGUACCAUCUUGGGCCCUGGUACGAUCUUCCUUAUGUUGGUGGGAGCUUUCGUCGCAGCCUUCAAGAUCGACAACUGGACCAGUUUCUACUACAACAUUAUUCCUAUCCUACUGUUCAUGCUCAUCUGUUUCACCUGCAAAGCUAGCAUACAGCUACUAUGCGCGCAAAUACUCUCGACGGCAUACGCGAUGAUAAUGAUGGCGGUGAUAGUCGGUACAGCGUUACAGUUGGGGGAGGACGGUAUAGGUUCGCCCUCGGCGAUAUUCUUGAUAUCACUGUCGAGUUCGUUCUUCAUAGCAGCCUGUCUACAUCCGCAAGAAUUUUGGUGUAUAGUACCGGGUAUAAUAUAUCUGCUCUCGAUACCCUCGAUGUACCUGUUGCUGAUCCUGUACUCCAUCAUCAAUCUUAACGUUGUCACCUGGGGUACGCGCGAGGUUCAGGUCAAGAAAACGAAGAAGGAACUCGAGCAAGAGAAGAAGGAAGCCGAAGAAGCCAGGAAGAAAGCCAAGCAGAAGUCUUUGCUCGGUUUCCUGCAAAACGGCGUCGGUAACAACGACGACGAUCAAGGCUCCAUCGAAAUCUCUCUGGCCGGUCUUUUCAAGUGUAUGCUCUGUACCCACGGUAAACCGUCCGACGAGAAGCAGCAGCUCGUCGCCAUCGCCGAAUCUCUGGAGCAACUUGGAAGAAGACUCGAUACUAUCGAGAAAGCCGUGGACCCACAUGGUCACUCAGGCCGCAGACGCGCCUCAUCGGUAGGUUCGCGAUCGGCGGACCAUCUCGGAGCGAUCGGUGAAGAUCCUGCCGAGGAAGACGGCCGUGACAGCGAGACUGAGACGAUAGCCAGUCAGAACACGGAGAACAAUCGUGGGGAACUUGGAUUCCCUUCGAGGCCUUACUGGCUCGAAGACGAGUGUUUCAAGAAGGGCGAGGUCGAGGCGCUAUCGAUGCAAGAGGAGAUGUUCUGGAAAGAUCUGCUCGACAAGUAUCUUUAUCCUAUUGAUGAAGACAAGGCCGAGAAGGCGCGAAUUGCCAAAGAUUUGAAGGACCUGCGCGACAGCAGCGUUUUCGCGUUCUUUAUGAUCAACGCCCUCUUCGUCCUGAUCGUCUUUCUGCUUCAACUUAACAAAGACCAAUUGCACGUGAAAUGGCCCUUCGGUAUCAAGACCAACAUCACCUAUGACGAAUCCACCCAAGAGGCAAGGAUAGCAGCGGACCUGAUCGAGCUGAGGAACAAAAGCGUGUUCGCCUUUUUAAUGUUCAAUGCCUUGUUUGUAUUGAUCGUAUUCUUACUCCAGCUGAACAAAGAUCAACUGCACGUCGUUUGGCCUUUGGGCGUCAAGACGAACAUCACGUACAUUGAGGAGACUUCGGAGGUGCACAUUUCCAAGGAGUACUUGCAACUCGAGCCAAUCGGUCUCGUGUUCGUGUUCUUCUUCGCUCUGAUUCUCUUGAUACAGUUCAGUGCCAUGUUGUUCCAUCGCUUCGGAACGUUGUCCCACAUCUUGGCCAGUACCGCUCUUAACUGUUUCAAGAAGCCCACAAACGACUUGUCAGAGGACGCGUUGUUAACAAAACAUGCGGUGGAUAUAGUGAGGGAUUUGCAGAGGCUAGACGGUAUGGAGGGCGACUAUGACGAGGGUAGUGGAAGUGGUCCUGGUAGACGAAAGACGAUUCGAAACCUGGAGAAGAGCAGAAAGAAAACGCAGGCGAUCAACACGCUCGACGUCGCUUUCCGUCAACGUUUCUUCAGUAUGGCUGAGGGACAAGGCCUUCCACGCAACAUGUCAACUCGUCGCUCGACGAAAGCUUUCAAAGCUUUCGAAGGUCGUCGCAACAGCAUAAUGGCAGCGCAGCGCCGCAAGUCCCAGAUGCAGACCCUAGGUGCGAACAAUAUUUACGGGGUCGCCGGUAACCCUCUGGGCAUCCAACCUCGACCCACGAGAAGCAGUCAGAUAUCGGUGAAGGACGUGUUCGAGAAUCACGGAGCACACACCAAUGCCGGUUACGAGGCCGACGAGAGUCCCCAAAACAGUCUGAGGUUGCGGCCACUGGAGAACCAUCAGAUCGCCUGGCGCGAACCGAACUCAAACCUGUGAGCAUAAGACUUUGAUACGAAGGCUUUGUGUUGAAAGGAUUUUCGAGAAGUGAAAGUUGUGCUUCGAAAAAGCUCGAGAACCAGACUUACUGAAUUUAUGUUUGCUUUUGAAAUGCUGACAAUUCUAAAGACAGCAAAGAGCGAAUCCGGGUGAACUGCUUAUAGAAGAAAAAACUUCUUGAUCAAGCUGCAUCACUUUUUUUCUUCUUAUGAAGGUAGUCUAUAGUAAGCGUACAGAAAGAUCUAAACGAAUUUUUAAGUUAGUGUUGCAUACGUAUGUAUGUAUGCACAUGCCUUCACUUCAUUUUUAAACUUUUUUAUCUGAUAAAAUUGUUUAAAAACUGUCUUGAUAAGAUUUAAGCACUGAUGACUAUAUUUUUAGGAUGAGAAAUCGCAUUUGAAAAUGCAUUUGAUAAUAUUAGUCGACUACCAUAUAGUUGUUCGAGAUACUAGAUUGAAUUUUAGGUAAAAUGAAGGAAUACUCAAUCAAAACAAUGCUUAGAUUGCUUAAAAUUGAAUAGCAUUUUCACACGAAAAAAGCUGACAUGACAAUACUCAAUUAUUUUUUACCAUGACAAACAUAAGAAUUACUUUAAUGAUUACCAUUCGAAGUGAUAUUAAUUGAAUAAACAUUGUACAUGUUUAGUGUUAAUGAAAAUGUGAAAAUUUUUAUGAAGAAAUUUUCAUUAAUUUAAUAAAAAAUUAGUUUUGAUACGUUGAAUUGUUAUCAAGAUUAACGAGGAGAUUAUAGGACAUAAGUUUUUUUUUUAAUUCAUAGAAAAAAAUCAAUUAAUAUAAGAAACAGCAAGUUACAAAAAAAAUUAACUCAAACCGUCGAAUUUAGUGUAACUCUAAUCGAGGUGGUUCAUGAUAAAAUCGCUAGCAUGGUUGUGCUCACUUUGUUUUAAAAACAGUGUGUAUAAUGAAGUAAAGAGCAAAAUACAUGCUUAUAAUAUGUAUUUGCAUAUAAUUAAGGAUUUUUUUAAUCAACACCAUUUUCUGCAACGUUUUUACCGGAUAAUCUCGUUUAUCCUACUUUUUAAUAUUUUUGUAUAUGUGAUCGAAUGAGAAUGUGUUAUUUAAAUUAUGUGCGUGUCUGGUAGACGAAUGUCAAAGGUGUAUCUUAUUUUCUGUUGCCAGAGUGCUUGUAUGAAAACUGAGAGAUUAUUAGUUUUGUAAUAGAAAAAAUUGUAUGAUUGUUUGUAAUUCAUGAUCAUUAAUGAUUAUAAAUACAAUUUCUUUAUAUUAG